UAAAAAUGUUAGUUGAUUUUCCUCCUCCAAAUAAUUUAAACACCAAAAAUGGAGAUAAUAGAAUAUACGAAACUGAUGGGCAUUUAAAUUUAUUAAAUAAAAAUCAACAAAAUUUGGUGGUGUUUAAUAAUACUAAACAACAACAAGUAUCAAAACAGUCGAGACAAAAUUUUAUUUUUUGUUUUUGUAAAAUUUGUGGAUAUAGAUAUAUUAUUUUAUUGCUCACGGCCCUCUGCCUUACUUCAAUCUGUUCAAAUAUGAUAGUCUUUAAUUUUACUUUAAUAUUAAUGAAAAGACCAAAUUGGGAAAACACAACACUGUUAUCUAUUAACUCGUCAACUAAAAUUAAAGAAGAAGGCCCUUUUGUUGUUUUUAAUGAAACGCAUAUUAUGCCUAAAAAUGUGCCCUAUACUCAAUCAGAAAAAGCUCAAUUACAAUAUGCUGUUGGAAUAGCCAGUAUAAUUUCAACAUUCCCCUUUUCAAUGUUAUAUACAAAAUUCGGUGCCCGUUUUGUAUUUUUAUCAGCUGGGAUACUUUCAACAAUAUCUACAGCAUUAUUACCCUUUGCUGCAUCUAAAGGGAUGAUUGCAUUUACAUUUAUUAGAUUACUUCAAGGUUUUGCUUAUGGGGCCAAUUUUGCAGCCAUUGGUUUUGUCUGUCAUCGGUGGGCUACUUUGCAGCAACAUGGAUUCUUUUUAGCCUGUAUGACUACAUUUACCUCUCUUUCUGUUACUUUGACUAACCCUGUUGCUGCAUUUAUAAGUUCUGUGCCUUCUUUGGGUUGGCCAUGGGUCUAUUAUGUCCAUGCAUUAGUCUCUCCAAUACUUUUUGGAUUUUGGUUGUUUCUUUAUACUGACCAUCCUGACACCCAUCCUUGUGUCAGUCAACGGGAGAAAGAUCAAAUUCUGUCGGGCAAAACUGAGGCAGAAAUUGGGAUUAGUGGAUUUAUGCCUUAUCGAGCAAUUCUUUCAAAUAAAACUGUGUUGAUUGUUUGGCUUAACUCAUUUGCGGAUAUCGUCACGGCCGUAUUUUUAAUUACUUAUUUGCCUACUUAUGUUUCCAAAGUUCUUCGUUAUGGUGUUAGGGAAACUGGCAUUUGGUCUGCUGUACCUGCCCUUUUACAUAUUCCGGUUAAAGUUGGUUCUGGGUGGUUAGCUGAUAAUAUGAGAUGUAUGAGCGAAAUUGGUCGAAUGCGCCUUUUCAAUUCAAUAGCUUUAGUAGGCUCAGGCAUUGCUUUUGCAUUAGUCGGUUUUGUACCAGAUGACAAACGUUUUCUAGCAGUUAUUUUAAUGACUUUAAAUUUUGCUUUGGUCUCUACGAAUUGUGGGGGAUUUUAUAAAUGUGCUACUUUGAUCAGCAGACAAUAUGCUCAUUUCGUUGUUGCUGGUAUACAAUUCGAAAAAUCCAUCACCCUUUUUGUCUCCCCAUUAAUAUUUCUUUUGUUUAUUCGGGAUGAAAGUAGUCGAGAACAAUGGAGGAAUGUUUUUAUUGGAAUGGCUAUAAUACUUUUUGUGGCGAAUACUUUCUUUUGGUUCUUUGUAACUGACCAACCAGCAGAAUUCACCAAAAUUGUAUCUAAACAAAAAUCAGAAAAACAACAACAAAAACAAAACAAUUUAUUUAAUAUAAGUAAAACAGAUAUUUAA
Molecule: messenger RNA, 1646 nt
Organism: Meloidogyne enterolobii
Lineage: Eukaryota; Metazoa; Nematoda; Chromadorea; Rhabditida; Meloidogynidae
Source: the annotation of a GenBank genome assembly